AUGGACGACUGGUACGCCAAGCUCGUCCGCAGGAUGACAACUCCGAGGUACGGCUGGCGCUUUCCUUUCUUCUUUCUUCCUCCUGAAUCUCCAGACCUUACCCUUCUAGGGAGUGUUUCUCAGGUUCUGGUUAAUUUCAGCUGGAUUUCUCUCCGUUUUCUUUCUGGGAUUCCCUCCACUAUUCGUGGGCUCUCCGCUUUUGGAGCUUCUCGACGAGCUGCAUCAUCUUAUACUUAUCGUUUGAUCUGAUUCUAAUGGAAUAUCUGCAGCUUCGUGAUCGACAACGAUGCCUGCGCCGACGCCACGAUCAUGAAGCUCCUUCGUGUGAGUAUCAGAACCUAUUCCUUCCGCGAAUUCCUGCUCUAUUUUUUUGGUAUCAGAUUCCUAUUCUCUCUCUCUGUUUCUCUCUCUGCUUGCAGGUGGAGGCUAUGAACAAACAGGGAAUACUCCUCGGGGUUGUGCAGGCCCUGGCCGAUCUCAACCUCGUCAUUGUCAAAGCCAACAUGUCCUUCGAUGGGGAGUGGUUCAUGGACGGUGAGUUCAUCAUACUUUUUUUUUUCUUCUAAUUUAUCAAAAAAAUCUCCCGAGUUCGAGUUUUCCUCGGGGAACCCAGAAAUUGGCACUGGCUUAUGGAUGCUGGGUUCAGUCUAAUUUCCGUAGAUUUUCACUUGAAUUUUUCUACCGAGCCCGGAGAUCUCCUGCGGUUCAUGGAUCAUGGACUCGGUCAUAGUUUCCUGUGCCGUAUUUUCUGAGAAAAAUCUUCCAAAUUUGGAUUUUUCUCACGAGCCCAGAAAGCGGCAGUGGUUGACGGUUGGUGGGUUCGGUCGUAUUUUUUUCUAAUUUCCGAAAACUUUCGCCCAAAUCCGAAUUAUUUUUCUCACCAGCUCUGGAACUCUGCAGUUUUCCACGUGACGGACGGCGAGGGCAACAAGGUCGUCGACAAAGAGAUCAUCCGCAAGAUCGAGGAGGUGACCAUCUCCUCUCAUUUUUCUCCUCUUAUUCUAUUUUAUUUUCUUUUCGAAAUAAAAAAAGGAUUUGUUAUCUUCAGUCCCAUACUUCCCGUCCCAAAAAUAAAUAAAUAAAGGGAUUUCCUUAUUCGGUAAUCUUUGCCCAGAAGUUUUCUUCUUCUACCACCUUAUUCGUUUCCAACCCCGUAAACUUUCUCCUGCAGCAUGUGGGCUCGCACGCUUCCUCCUCCCUGCCCGCGGUGGCGGCGCCGGCGCGGAGCCUGACCUCGAUCGAGCUCACCGGCGCCGACCGGCCGGGUCUCCUCUCGGAGGUCUGCGCCGUGCUCAGGGACAUGAGCUGCAACGUGGUGGAGGCCGAGAUUUGGACCCACAAUUCCCGCGCGGCGGCGGUGCUCCGCGUCAGCGACGCCACCGGCGGCGCCGCCGUUGAGGACCCUCCGCGGAUCGCCGCCAUCCGCGAGCUCCUCUGCAACGUCCUCCGUGGCGACGGCGAGAUCCCCCGCGCCGCCACCACGGAGGUCUCUAUGGCCGUGACCCACCACCGCGACCGACGGCUCCACCAGCUUAUGUACGACGACGGCGGCGCUGCCACCGAGGCCCUCGCCGGCGGCAACAGCGCCGCCGCCACCCACGUCGGCGUCUCCUACUGCCACGAGAAGGGCUACACCGUGGUCACCGUCAGGUCCAAGGACCGCCCCAAGCUCCUCUUCGACACCCUCUGCGCCCUCACCGAUAUGCACUACCUCGUCUUCCACGGCACCGUUUCAGCUCGCAGCGCCGAGGCCUGGCAGGUUGACUUUACUUUCCACCCGUUGACUUCACAUUGACGUCGUUGGGCUUUUUUGCUGGAUCGAGCUGAAUUUCGACCUUGGGCAUGCGCAGGAGUACUACAUCCGGCAUGCGGACGGGAGGCCGAUAAGCUCGGAGGCAGAGAGUCAACGGGUGGCGCGGUGUCUGGCGGCGGCGAUUGACCGGCGGACUUUUGAGGGGGUGGAGCUGGAGCUGGAGACGGAGGACCGAGUGGGGCUUCUCUCGGACAUAACGAGGGUGUUCAGGGAGAGUGGACUGGCGAUAAGGAGAGCAGAGAUAAGCACCACUGAGGCCGGCAGGGCCGUCGACACCUUCUACGUCUCCGACACGUCGGGAGGCCCGGUGGAGCCCAAGACCAUCGACUUUGUCCGCCGCCAGAUUGGGCAGCUGGACAAGGCGGCGCUCAGAGUCAAAGGCGGCGGCGGUGGCGGUGGCGGUGGUGGCGACAGUGGCCGCUCUAGUCCGCCAUUGAAGCAUGCGGCGGAGACGACAGGAUUCCUCCUGGGAAGCCUCCUCAGGGCCUGCUCAUUCCAGAGCUUCAGGCUCGUCAGAUCCUACUCUUGA
Spirodela intermedia is the source of this 2342-nucleotide messenger RNA. The record is from the annotation of a GenBank genome assembly. NCBI's taxonomy places the organism in Eukaryota, Viridiplantae, Streptophyta, Magnoliopsida, Alismatales, Araceae.